CCUGGCGGCCUUCUCGAGCCAUACACGCCUCUCCCGGAGUCCGAUUGGAGCGAGCUCCAAUCUAUUCAUGUGCAGCACAUCGAUUCCAUCAUCCCAUUCCUUCGGCUAACACUUCGGGGUCAAGACAUUCAAGAUGCUUUCUUUGGACUCGAGAUCUAUCAGGAUUCCGGAGUUGACAGACGUACUCUCGGGACUGAACGGUCUGUUCCCCGCAAUUUCUACGCUCGGCAUUGGGCGUUGGGGAUCGAAUUCUGAACCGGUGUGGCCAAUCGAUCGGGAUGAUAGCGAUGAGGGAAAUGCCAUGAUGGUUGCGGAAGGCUUUGAUUGGCCAGACCACGAAGCCAGUCUGUGGCCGCUCGCCGAACAGACCUGCCCAUCCUUGGGGGACUUCAAGGAUUUAAAGGCACUGAUCUGUUCGUACUCCUACGUGCCGGAUAUGGCCAGGCACUCGGGCCAUCGCCUGGCAUGUUUGGAGGAACGGCGAGGGCAGGAACUGGCGGCCGUGAUGACGCUCGCCGACCAUUGCGCAAAACUCAGCGAUGUCUUUAUUGACAGGAGGGGAUGGCACUUCUGGAAAAGGAGGCACUAUGCCCACUGGACAAAGCGGAGUUGUUCGCGUAGCGGCGAGAGUGAUCAAUGGGAGGAAGUGAAAUGGUUCUCCCAGGGCCACUUGGCCAUGUACAUCGAUUCCCUCUAA
Messenger RNA from Cantharellus anzutake, 697 nucleotides. RefSeq lists its product as uncharacterized. The record is from RefSeq and is a predicted model, not a curated record. NCBI's taxonomy places the organism in Eukaryota, Fungi, Basidiomycota, Agaricomycetes, Cantharellales, Hydnaceae. The annotation marks the transcript as partial. The transcript has 2 exons.